This is a messenger RNA of Euleptes europaea (tarantolino), 2303 nucleotides long. RefSeq names its product SRSF protein kinase 1 (gene SRPK1). The record is from RefSeq and is a predicted model, not a curated record. Gene Ontology annotation, molecular function: protein kinase activity; ATP binding. Bases 16 to 2295 code for a protein of 759 amino acids. Gene Ontology annotation, biological process: regulation of mRNA processing; spliceosomal complex assembly; protein phosphorylation. The transcript has 16 exons. NCBI's taxonomy places the organism in Eukaryota, Metazoa, Chordata, Lepidosauria, Squamata, Sphaerodactylidae.
GCGUGCGCUGUGCACAUGGGCCAGGGUGAAUCCGGAGAGGCGCCCGAUGCGCGCCUCCCGCCCCAGCCGCAAACGCAGAGCCGAGGGCGGUGCCCCUCGCGGGUAGAAGAGCCACGGGGAGGAGCGGCCUUCCAGACCAGCCCCAGUUCGGACGGAAGUGACACCGGCAGCGUCGAGGACAUUUGGUGGCGCGCGCAGCGGCGCGUGAAGAUACCCGUCGUGCGCACGCGCCGACCGGCUCGCCCGCGCCCGGCGCAGGCGCGGGGGACUUCCUUAGAGCGCACGCGCGAGCGGCUGCCGUCUCUGGCCGCCAUGGAGAGGAAAGUUCUAGCGUUGCAAGCUCGGAAGAAGCGGACCAAAGCUAAGAAGGAAAAAGCCCAGAGGAAACCUGAAAUUCAACAUCGAGGCCCUGCUUCCCAUUCAGAGAAUGAUCUCCCUGACCAAGAAGAAGAAAUCCUGGGAUCAGAUGAUGAUGAGCAGGAAGAUCCUAAUGAUUACUGCAAAGGGGGCUACCAUCUUGUCAAAAUAGGAGAUCUGUUCAAUGGAAGAUACCAUGUCAUUCGAAAGUUGGGAUGGGGACACUUCUCUACAGUAUGGUUAUCUUGGGAUAUCCAGGGGAAGAGGUUUGUGGCAAUGAAGGUUGUAAAAAGUGCUGAACACUAUACAGAAACAGCACUGGAUGAAAUUAAGCUGCUGAAAUCUAUCCGGGACAGUGACCCAGAUGACCCAAACAGAGAGAGGGUGGUUCAGCUAUUAGAUGAUUUCAAAAUCUCAGGAGUGAAUGGUUCCCAUAUUUGUAUGGUGUUUGAGGUUUUAGGGCAUCAUCUCCUGAAAUGGAUCAUCAAAUCAAAUUAUCAGGGGCUUCCGCUGCUUUGUGUAAAAAGAAUAAUUCAUCAGGUUUUGCAGGGACUGGAUUAUUUGCAUUCAAAAUGUAGGAUUAUCCAUACUGAUAUUAAACCAGAAAACAUCUUGCUGUGUGUUAAUGACCAGUACAUCCGCAGGCUGGCUGCAGAGGCAACAGAGUGGCAGAGAUCUGGAGCCCCUCCUCCUUCUGGCUCUGCAGUGAGUACAGCACCAGUACCAAAACCAGCUGACAAAAUGUCCAAAAAUAAGAAAAAGAAAUUGAAAAAAAAGCAGAAACGACAAGCGGAGCUGCUGGAGAAACGCAUCCAAGAAAUUGAGGAAAUGGAGAAGGAAGGAAGCCCUCUGCAAGUGCAGUCGGAAGAGCAGCAAGAGAUUCCAAGACCACUUGAAUUACUCUUAAAAGAGAGCCCCCCAGAUGAAGGGCUGCCAGGGAAGACAGAUGCUAUCUCACUUGUAUCUGAGCAAACUAUCUUAAUGGAGGGAGUUGUUGAAAAAUGUGUAGCCGAAAUCAAUUGCAAUGGUGUAGUACAAAUGAAUGCCUUCUCAGACUCCAACAACCAAGUGUCAGUGCGAUGUGAGGAGGACCUUCAUAAUGCCAACGACUGCAGCAGUCCCUCUCAGGAGAAGGAGGAGGAGGAGAGCUGUACUUACAGCCAAAGUAAUGGUGGCCCGGAGAACCGGAUACAGGAAGCAAUCUCAGAUUCAUGUGUACCCUUAAUUUCAGAGGUUCUGGAUUCAGUGGUAUGCCAGGCAACUUCAAGAGAAGACCAGUAUUUCAAUGAGCAGCAGAUCAGCAACUUGCAAGAGAGCAUCAGGGCAGAAAUACCUUCAGAGGAUGAGAAUGAGAACAGUGGAACAUCUGAGAGCGGCAAAGGAAAAUCUGCAGCUGGGAAUUUUCUUCUCAAUCCUCUUGAGCCUAGCAAUGCUGAUAAGAUCAAAGUGAAGAUAGCCGACCUAGGCAAUGCUUGCUGGGUGCAUAAACACUUCACUGAGGACAUCCAGACACGGCAGUACCGCUCCUUAGAAGUACUGAUCGGAGCAGGCUAUAGCACCCCAGCGGAUAUUUGGAGCACAGCCUGUAUGGCCUUUGAACUGGCUACAGGUGAUUACCUCUUUGAGCCUCAUUCUGGUGAAGACUACUCACGGGAUGAAGACCACAUUGCAUUGAUCAUAGAACUUCUGGGGAAAAUACCUCGCAAACUGAUUGUGGCUGGAAAAUACUCCAAGGAGUUUUUCACCAAAAAAGGUGACUUGAAGCACAUCACCAAACUGAAGCCCUGGGGUCUCCUUGAAGUUCUCGUGGAGAAAUAUGAGUGGUCCCAAGACGAGGCAGCUGCUUUCACAGACUUCUUAUUACCCAUGCUGGAGCUGAAUCCUGAGAAGAGAGCUACAGCGGCGCAGUGUCUCCGGCACCCUUGGCUCAGCUCUUAAAACGCUCC